AAAUGAGUUUUUCCUAUCAGAACGUAAUAGGAGAUAGAGAGAUUUAGGGUAUACACUCGACAUCCGGGUAAUCAUACCACGACAAGGGCUGAUAUUUAGGGUUACCUUGUAAAUCAUGGAAAUCGUCAGGUUAAGUGAAGAUUCGUCUUUCCAGGUCCAGGUGUGUACCUGAGCUGAUGACAACAUUGAUUCUCUCAUUAGGCAGUAGAAAUUCCGUUAUCAGUUAAUACUUAAGAUAAAGCAUUUUGUAAUAUGUUGAUCCAUUCGUCUUCUUAGUUUGGAAAAUAUUGUAUUCAUUGGAAAUUUUCCUGGCUGUGCAAGAAAAUAUGUCAGUCAAACAUUGAAUUUCCUCGACGGUCAGAACUACAAUAAAAACUGGACAUCUGUUUUAUCAUUUGAGUAAUUAGUGUGAUUUGGAAGGCGUCAUCACGAUGAAUGUUGAGUUGAAGUCACUCGAGAUGAAAUCUUCUAACGGAGGUGAAAUCAAUCAUGGAUAUACUCACACGGAAAACGAUGACCGGAAACAUACAGAACCAACUAAAGUAUCUCAGAUUGAAAUAUCAGUCACCCAAGACAAAGAAGACGAAGAACACCUUACCGGAUGUGCUAAGGUGGCAAAUAAAAUCCAAACAGCAGUCGGUGUUAUUUUCAGCAAAUAUGGCAGCAAAAUUAAACUGGUUAUUAAACUAGUUCUCCUGCUGUUGUAUUUCGCUUACCUCGGUUACGCCAUGUACUACAGGUUUGGGGACGAGGGUUCGAUCCGACUUCUGGUUUGCUCGAUAAUAGGAGUGAUAUUCCUCUUGAUUCAUAUUUUCCAACGUCUGUGUGAAUCUAGCAUCGGUACAUUCUGUCAGAGAAUUGGGUCAACCUGUAAAGGGCUCAAGAAGACAAGGCGAUAUGUACACCGGUUCUUAAUGUUUGCCGUGUUUGUUUUCCUGACAGCCUACAUCAUUGUUGAUGUUCUUUUGGAUUAUCCAGAAAACGCUGUAUCCAUUGCCGGUCUUGCAAUCUACAUCAUUCUGUUCUAUGUGUUUUCUAAAAAUCCCGCAAAGAUAAACUGGAGACCUGUGUUCUGGGGAUUUGCCAUACAAUACAUUUUUGCCCUCAUCAUUUUGAGAACACAAUGGGGAUACGGGGCGUUUCAAUGGCUAGGAGACAGAAUCACAGAAUUUCUCAAUUAUUCAAACGCUGGAGCCAUAUUUGUGUUUGGUGAACUGUACACCAAUCACUUCUUUGCAUUUAAGGUGCUUCCGGUGGUGGUCUUCUUCUAUACAGUGACAUCUGUCCUCUAUUACCUUGGGGUCAUGCAGGUCGUUGUUAAGAGAAUGGGAAUGUUUCUGUCAUUCUGUCUGGGGACCACACCAGCUGAGUCCCUCAACGCCGCAGGAAACAUCUUUGUUGGCAUGACUGAGGCUCCAUUGAUGAUUCAGCCGUUCUUAGAAGACAUGACAAAAUCAGAACUUCACGCCGUGCUGACAGGAGGAUUUGCCACCAUUGCUGGAUCUGUUCUCGGGGCAUAUAUAAACUUUGGUGUUCCCGCUAACCACCUGAUCUCCGCCUCCGUGAUGUCUGCUCCAGCCGCUUUAGCCAUUUCCAAACUAGCUUACCCGGAGACAGAGCGGUCAAAGACCAAAUCAAACGACUACGAUAAGAUGGGAAAAUCAACGGAUAGAAACGUGAUAGAAGCCAUAUCUUCAGGGGCAGGCAACUCGGUCAAGGUUGUGGCCGCCAUUGCAGUAAAUGUCAUGGCCUUCCUAUGUGUCCUAGAGUUUGUCAACAUGACUCUGACGUGGUUUGGAGACCGUGUUGGUGUAGAACACCUGUCUUUUCAGUUAAUAUGUUCCUACGUGUUCUACCCGAUCGCCUUCUUCAUGGGGACGGAAGUGCCGGACUGUCGUAGAGUGGCGGAACUUAUUGGAAUCAAAACCUUUACAAAUGAGUUUGUGGCCUACACAGAACUGUCUCAUCUCAUUGAAAACAAGAAGAACUUUACGGACUACACGGCUCAUUGGAAUUCGUCUUCCGACUGGUAUUAUCAAGGAGAGGACAUCAUUCUACCAUACGUCAACCAGACACUUAAGAAUGGAAUAAUCUCGGCCAAAUCCGAAGUGAUAGCGACGUAUGCGUUGUGUGGUUUCUCUAACUUUGGCUCCAUGGGGAUAUUCCUUGGUGGAAUGUCAGCGUUGGUUCCCUCCCGUCGGGGGGAUCUAUCAAAACUGGUCCUGAGGGCCAUGAUAGCUGGCAAUGUGGCCUGUUUCUUAACAGGAUGCAUAGCAGGACUUCUGUAUAAAGACUAUGGAUCAACAUAGGCAAAUUUGGUUGUGCAAGAUUCAUCGAUAUCACCAUUUCUUGAUUUCAAACCCGCAAGCAGUCCCAAAAUAUCUUAAAUGCUUUCUUCAUCAUACCCUUAAAAGAAGUUACAUUUGAAAAUCGAAAUAUGACACUUUUUUGCUCUUAAUUGCAUAUCAUCAUAUAGAAUAGAGGGGACAUAUUGUUUACCACCUAUCAGUCGAAAUGUUGCCCGAUCCGCUCAGUAUCUUGGGAACCCAUUCAUUCAACUUUGCAUACUGGUACUCACUGAGGAGUUGAUGAGUCCUAUUGAUUUUGAGAUCUCAAUGUCAAAGGUCAGGGUCAAACGACUCCGGGCAUAAAACAAAUUUCCUCUACUCAAUAUUUUGAGAACCCUUUGCUUGACAGACUUUAAACAUGGCAUGCAUGUAAACCCUACCAUAUAGCUAAUCGCCAAGAUCUCUCUAAUUUGUAUUGCUUAUAGUGAUAAUGAUAAUGGUCGCUGUUCGUUGUCUUCGCCUUUCAUCGUAAGGUCGAAUAUCUGAUGUCAAACUGUUCUACAGAGAACAAAAAAAUGUCAACUCAAUAUUUUGAAAACACUCUGUUGGAUAGAUUUUAAGUUUGGUACACUGUUACCCCUUAGGAGUAGAUGGUUCAUAUUGAUUUUAGGUUUACAUGUCAAAGGACAUGGGUCAAACUACUCCAAAUAUUAUAUAUAUAUACGUCUAGCUAGGUAAACUGGUAUCUCCAAUUUGUCGUUAGAGAUAAUCUAAAUUCACAGUUGACACUUCAAUCAUGCAUACGGGUAAUAUCUUUCUAAAAUAUUCGAUAAUUUCCACUAUAUAUGCGUUAUCUAUGUAGGUAGGAACUUCCUUAAGAUGAUGAAUAUUCUUAUCAUCUACAAUUAUUGUGUGCUGAAAAUUGGUUUUGCAAUAAAAAUUGACAUCUAUAAAAUGGGUAUAUAUUACAUAGACGUCGAAAGCAAAUUGAAAGGGGGUGGGUAGGGAUAAACCAACAAAAAAGUUUCUAAGUCGAGUAUACACACACAAGCUACUUCCUAUUGACAAUUGAAUUCAUAUACAAAUUGAAACUGAAACCACAGUACUUGAGUGAAUUGCAGGAAUUGGCUAUUGACUCAUCAAAAUGUCACAACUUUUCAGUUCUUUCAUUAGAAUUUUCCAAAGCUGGAUAGUCUGGGUUCAUUCUCGCUAACAAAUUCAUUUGCGACGCCCCGUAGAUCCAGAUUCUCCGUCUCUUCUUGAUAUACGUGAAGGAUCAUCAGGUUAUUUAGUCUAACUUGGGUCUUAGUUAAUAGCAGAUACGAUUUGAUGCGGCGCAGUGUGUUGAACAUUCUUUCGCUGGUAGCAUUUGUUGCUGGCCUUAAACGGAAAAGUUCAAUCAAAACUGCAAUUUCUCUAUAUAGUAAUAUGCCUUCUGUUUUGAUGAAUUCAGUUAUUGUCUGAAUGGAAGGAGUGAUGUCUUUGGGGAGAUUGCACCUGAGUGUUUGAAAUUGAAUUCUCAAAUUUUUGGCAUUGAUAUUUCUACGGUAAAACUUUAUGACCAAGUAAAAUUCCUGAUCAAAAUUUUCUCCUCUAGCCCACUUUAACAAUAACAAAUCCAGCUGCAUAUAUUUGGCAUAUACUGGCUGAUCAAAACUAUUUCUAAUGUCAUUCACAAGUAAAUACAUUGCCUCAAAAUAUUUAACUCCGUACAAAUCUUCGCAAGUAUCGUGGUGAUACAGAAAUCCUUCGUUAAAAUUUUUCGCAGGAUGUCUUCGACGAGUCACUACAGGACCAUCAAUAUCAAAAUAUAUUUUGGCAUCCUCAUAGAAUCACAGGAAACUUCGUAUGUUCUAAGAGGCUCCACAGAUUUCACCGUGCUGACAGCCAUUUUCUGACCUUCUGCAGCAGAUAAAGUUUUUGUCUGAAGGGCUGUGCUAAGAAUAUCGAUAUGACUGAGCAACUGUUCACCCAACAGACAACCAAAGAGGAAGUCAAAUUUGUUCAUGUUGUAUUUGCAAACUAGAUCAUUAUAACGACUAUAGAAUUUGUGAAAUACUGACUUCAAACGAGACUGUACAUGAGUGUACGUUCAACAGGGUAAGCUUACUCCUCCUUGGCACCUGAUACUACCUCUGGUGUGUCCCAGCUCUCUAUUUUGUAUUGCUUUUGGGAUUUAUGAGAUUGAUCACUGUUCGUUACCUUCACUUUUUGUGAGCUUAACGGACAACACAAAAUUGUUCCCUGACCAAGUAGUGUGUAUACAACGCGGGUAAGUUAAGGCAGGUAAUGGAAAUCUUUACCGGGAUACAACCCGCAAUACAAUUUGACGUCACUAUUGAAAUAAGUAUAUGACUAAAUUUAUAAAUUCAAUUCCGAUUCUAUUUUUAUACAAAUUUUAUUCAUAUACUAGCGGGAAAAAAAGAAAUUGUGCAUUAUUUAAUAUAUGAAAUAAUAAUAAAAAAUAACAAUGAACAAAUUUUAUUUUUUGUAAUACUGUUAGCAAAUGUAUUCGUUACAACAUUUCAUAAUUCAUUAAUGUUAACGUGGAAUAACGUCAAUUUCAGCACACUCGAAAGACACUGGUAUUCGAACUUGAAUUAACAACGUUAAUAACGCAUGUGACCACCAUUUGCAUUCACGCAUGCCUGACAACGGCGCCUCAUUGAUGCCACUAAAGUGUUCAGAAAUGAUUGAGGAAUGUUUUUACAUAUGUUGGUUAAAGCCUGGCCUAAAUCAGCCAAUGUCACUGGUUGAUUUGGUAAACGGCGUAGACGCCGUUCCAUUUCAUCCCAGAUGUGCUCGAUCGGCGAUAAAUCGGGGAAAACAGCUGGUCAAGGCAAGACAUCAACAUUCUGUUGAACAAAAAGUCCCUGACUACAUGUGCAACAGGUGGCCUUGUGUUGUCUUGCUGCAGAGUGAUGUGAUUUUGCUUUCUCUGUAUGAAGGGUAUCAUAUGACGCUGAAUAAUUUCGUCUCGAUAGCGUACGCCGGUGAGAUUUCCAUUGACAAUUUGUAGAGGGGUCAUUCCACGUGCUGUUAUUCCACCCCACACAAUAACGCUACCUCCACCAAAUUGUCGACGUUGCACAACACAAACGUCCUGGUACCGCUCCUCAACGCGACGAUACACUCUACAACGGCCGUCACUGCUAUUCAAAUGAAAUCUGGAUUCAUCAGUGAACAGAAUAUUGGUCCAUUCCUGUAUUCAGAAUUGCAGAUGUCGUCUGCACAACGCUAGUCUAGCGAUACGGUGACGUUGAAGCAGUAUUGGGCGCACCGCUGGACGUCUUGGUCUGAUGUUGUGCUCACGCAAACGAUUACACACAGUUCUUGGACUGAUUGAUCGAAGUCCAGGAAUGCUACGAGCAGUCAAACUUGCUGUCUGGAAACGAUUUUUCAGGUGCACAAGUCUAAUGUGGUUGUUCUGUCGACACGACGUCACAUGAGGACGCCCAGAACGUGGUCGAUCCCGAGUGCUACCAGAUUGUUGGAAACGUCUCCAUAAUGACUGGAUGGUGUUCCGAUGAACACCAAAGUGUGUUGCUACAAUAUUUUGUGCCAUUCCAGCUUGAAGCAUCCCAACAGCACGAUUACGUUGGUUUUCGCUAAGUCGUGGCAUGACAGAAGGGUAAAUUUUGUCAAAACCAAAGUGCUUUCCUUAACGGAUAGUGUCCAAACAAACCUUUUACACCUCUUACUCCAAACAGUAUUGGCUAGUAAAACUCGUUAGUAUGAACAUUUUAAUAAACAACAUGUGUUCACUAACCAUGAAAGAGUCGCACCAUCUGAGUCGGGUACUAUCCGAUAUUGUUAAAAAAACAUCACCUUUAUCGAUUGUUUAGAUUUUAUAAAUUAUAUAAACAAUAAAUAUUGAAAAAUUAUACUAAAUUUUCUAGUGCACAGUUUCUUUAUUCCGCUAGUAGACAUAAAAUAAACCAUGCACAUACUAAUAUAGAAAGAAAUAUAAACUGUCAUACUACUGUACUCUAAUGUGUGUCUCAACAAUAUCAAAGUACACCGAUGAGGUCAUAACGACAAAGACUUUGUUAACUGUGUCAUGUAAAUAUCCACAAAAUACAUAUAUUUUUUAUUUAGACUGAUCACGUGGUUCGGUAUCAAGUAGUUUUAUCAAAUAUACCUGCAACAUUGAGGUCAUCAAUAAAUUUUGAUAUUGCAAGGGCACACACAGGUAAAUUUUUGUGUUGUUCUAUGUAAAAGUUAUACGGUACCAAUUUUGAUGCACCAGGUGCGCAUUUCGACAAAUAAUGUCUCUUCAGUGAUGCUCAAGCCGAAAUUUUCGAAAUUCGAAAUGACAAAAAACUUGUGAGAGCUAAAAGGAUAACUAGAGUGUCAAAAAAAACUGGAGCCAAAUUCGUUCAAGGAUCAGGGCUAUGCGUGAGGGAGAUAUCAUCCUUAAUUUUGAAAUGAAUUUCUAAAUUUUAACGCUGUAAUUAAAUAUACAUCCGUAUUUUCAAGUAACGAAGUACUUAGCUACUGGACUGUAGAGACCCUCGGGGACUAACAGUCCACCAGCAGAGGCCUCGAUCCAGGGGUCAUAAUGUAAAAGUUAUACGGUACCAAUUUUGAUGCACCAGAUGCGACAAAUAAUGUCUCUUCAGUGAUGCUCAAGCCUAUUUAGAAAUAUAAUAGAGUUUAUGAAAUAAACUAAUUUUUGGCAAACUGUAGGCUUGUAUAUCUUAUUAGAGUUAUCUCUCUUGUACUGUUCAUGUUUAGCGCAAGGGGAGGUAAUUUUGAUUGUUGGGUUAAUCAACUUUGCAUAUAGAGGGCGCAUAUUGGCGCAUUCUAGAAAUUUCUAAAUUAAUGGCUGGACAAGUCCAAAGUAAACAAAAUUUCCCCACCUCCCACCCUGAUGCAUAAUUUGUUAAUUGAGGGGGGGGAGAUAUGCUAAUAGUCUAGUUGGCAGUUGAUCGAUGAAACUUGAGAUGAUGUUGAAGCUAGUUAAUUUUUGAUAAAGGGGGUGUUAAGUUCCCCAUCUUUGGUGGGCCAUAUAAUUGUGGGUAUUAAAUGUAUGUUGAUUGUGAUGUUUCAUCAUGUAUAUCUUGUUUAUUAUUGGUUGUAUUUACCAUUGCAUAUUAUCUGUCAUUUACAUUAAUAAAUGACAUUUUUCACAU
Ostrea edulis (European flat oyster) is the source of this 7423-nucleotide messenger RNA. RefSeq names its product solute carrier family 28 member 3-like. The record is from RefSeq and is a predicted model, not a curated record. Gene Ontology annotation, molecular function: nucleoside:sodium symporter activity. Bases 432 to 2309 code for a protein of 625 amino acids. NCBI's taxonomy places the organism in Eukaryota, Metazoa, Mollusca, Bivalvia, Ostreida, Ostreidae. Gene Ontology annotation, biological process: nucleoside transmembrane transport. The transcript is spliced from 14 exons. Gene Ontology annotation, cellular component: membrane.